AUGGAUGAGGCCAGUAUGAAGAAAGAGGACAUAUCUAGUCUGUGCUGGUCUGUAAGAGCAUCAGGAGCUCAAAACAUCUACCAUUUUUUCCACUUUUUAAACAGGCACUACUUUGCACUGGCCACUAAUCCCGGCGAGCAGUUCUUCAUGUUUUGCACACUUGCUGCUUGGCUGAUCACUAAAGCAGGACAUCGCUUUGAACAGCCACAAGAAUAUGAUGAUCCCAAUGCAAUAAUAUCAAAUAUACUCUCGGAAUUGCGAUCGUUUGGAAGGCCUGUGGAUUUUCCUCCCUCAAAAUUAAAGGCAGGUAAUGGAGAGCAAGUGUGCUAUGUACUUGAUUGUUUAGCUGAUGAAGCCUUGAAAUAUACCAGCUUUAGCUGGAAAAGGCCAGUAUAUCCAACAGAAGAGCUAGAAGAAGAAGAAAUAACAGAAGACAAUGAAGAAUUAACACUUAAUAAAUUGGAAGAGGAUGUUGUGGAAGAAGAGUCAGACAAUGAAGAAAAUUUUAUUGACCUGAAUGUUCUAAAGGCACAGACAUACAGAGCAGACGUGAAUGAAGCUGCAAAACACGAAGAGAUUUUACAGUCCACUACAGAUGCAGCAGAAUGGAAUCUGGAAGUGGAACGUGUGCUUCCGCAGCUGAAGGUUGCAGUUAGGACGGACAAUAAGGAUUGGAGGAUUCAUGUAGAUCAAAUGCAUCAGCAUAAGGAUGGAAUUGAAUCUUCUUUAAAAGAAACUAGGGGUUACCUUGACAAACUCCAUAAUGAAAUCAGCAGAACACUGGAAAAGAUCAAUAGCAGAGAAAAGUAUAUCAACAAUCAGUUGGAGCACUUGGUUCAAGAGUACUGUUCAGCACAAGCCUUGCUGAGUGAGGCUAAAGAGAAGUACCAGGAGGGAAGUGGAGGAGUAACUGAAAGGAUCAGAGUGCUUUCUGAGAUUACAGAAGUAUUGGAGAGAGUAAAGCAGGAAACGGAAGAGAAAGGAAGCAGUAUGACUGAUGGCGCUCCUCUAGUGAAGAUUAAACAGGCCUUAACAAAACUGAAGCAAGAAACCGUUCAGAUGGACAUACAGAUUGGUGUAAUGGAGCACACAUUACUCCAGUCAAAGCUGAAAGAGAAGUCCUUGAUGACUAGAGAUAUGCAUGCAACAGUGAUUCCAGAAGCUACAGUAGGUGCCUAUUAAAACUGUUUGGAGCUGACUCUGACUUGGUUUGCCCAAAAUACAGUUUUUUACCAUUUCCUUUUUUGGUAGUUUAGAAGUUUCCUUUUUGUUGGGUCAUGUUCUUUUUUCAUGUUUUGUUUUUAACAAGAUGCUCAUACUGCACUUUUAAGAAGCAACAUGCACACUUUGGACACAACAUGGAGCCAUGUUUUAGUUCUGUGCUAUAAAGAUUUACUGCGGAUGUCUCCCAAAUACACUAAUAAAUUCUUAUUAAUGAA
Molecule: messenger RNA, 1439 nt
Organism: Chaetura pelagica (chimney swift)
Lineage: Eukaryota; Metazoa; Chordata; Aves; Apodiformes; Apodidae
Gene: IFT57
Product: intraflagellar transport 57
Exons: 11
Coding region: 1-1182 (393 amino acids)
Biological process (GO): non-motile cilium assembly; intraciliary transport
Cellular component (GO): Golgi apparatus; cilium; intraciliary transport particle B
Source: RefSeq, a predicted model, not a curated record